Triticum turgidum subsp. durum (durum wheat) is the source of this 1368-nucleotide messenger RNA. Lineage: Eukaryota; Viridiplantae; Streptophyta; Magnoliopsida; Poales; Poaceae. The record is from the annotation of a GenBank genome assembly.
AUGCCGCCGAUGAGGAGCGACGGGGUGAUCAAGGCUGGCGCAAGGGAGAGGUCGUCGUCGCCGUGGAGGUCGCUCCUGGGCGGCUGCCUGGGCGGCGCGGCGGGCGACCACGAGGCGAAGAAGAAGGUCCGGCCGCGCUCCGGCGGCGGCGGCGGCGGCGGGCUGCGGCGGCUGUCAUUCACGGACCUGAGCGGCGCGGCGGACGAGGACCUGUCCAUCUCCCUCGUGGGGUCCAACCUGCACGUGUUCACCGUGGCGGAGCUGCGGGCGGCCACGGGCGAGUUCGCGGACGACAACUUCCUGGGCGAGGGCGGGUUCGGGCCCGUGUACAAGGGCUUCGUCGACGGCGGCGUCAAGCCGGGGCUCAAGCCGCAGGCCAUCGCCGUGAAGCUCUGGGACCCCGAGGGCGCGCAGGGCCACAAGGAAUGGCUGGCUGAGGUGAUCUUCCUGGGGCAGCUGCGGCACCCCAACCUGGUGAAGCUGGUGGGCUACUGCUGUGAGGACGCCCACCGCCUCCUCGUCUACGAGUACAUGCCCAACGGCAGCCUCGAGAACCACCUCUUCGUCAAACAGGUUCCUUCGGCGCUGUCGUGGUCGACCCGGCUCAACAUCGCCGUCGGCGCCGCGAAAGGGCUGGCGUUCCUCCACGACGCCGAGAAGCCGGUCAUCUACCGCGACUUCAAGGGCUCCAACAUUCUCCUCGACUCGGACAAGAAGCCGAAGCUGUCGGACUUCGGGCUGGCCAAGGACGGGCCGGAGGGCGACGACACGCACGUGUCCACGCGGGUCAUGGGCACGCACGGCUACGCGGCACCGGAGUACAUCAUGACGGGCCACCUCACGGCGAAGAGCGACGUGUAUAGUUUUGGGGUGGUGCUGCUGGAGAUCCUCUCCGGCCGGCACUCGGUGGACAAGACCCGGCCCAGCAGGGAGCAGAACCUGGUGGAGUACGCCCGGCCCGGGCUCAGGGACCCGCUCAAGCUGGCUCGCCGGAUCAUGGACCCGGCGCUGGAGGGCCGGUACCCGGCCGCCGCGGCGCAGAAGGCGGCCGCGGUGGCGCACCAGUGCCUGAGCAGCAGCCCCAAGAACCGGCCGGACAUGUCGGCCGUCGUGGAGGCGCUCGAGCCGCUGCUCUCCGUCACGGAGGACGUCGCCGUGGGUCCGGUGGUGCUGUUCGUGGCCGCGCCGGAGCCGGCGGCGGAGGAGAAGGAGAGGAAGGAGCGGCCGUCGAGGACGGCGAGGGACGUCGGCGCGCACCACCGGCGGAGGCUCCGGUCGCCGAAGGGCAGCCCCAGGAAGCGAGGGGCCGGGCCGAAGGAGGAGUUCUGGGUGUGGCACGUGCCGGCCGACGACGACAAGAAGCCGUGA